ACGGUCUAUGCUCCGUCUCACGCACCAGAUCACUCUAACAGCAGCCCGUACCUCCACACUUCCACAGCUCGCCAUGGUUGGGUCCAUUGCCAAGGCCGAGCUCAAGACCAAGCUCGAGGAUGGGGUGUACCUCAUCGACGUGCGGACGCCCGACGAGGUGGCUUCCACGGGCAUCAUCCCGCACGCCGUCAACGUCCCGCUCGAUGCCAUCCCGCCUCUUUUCGAGUAUCCAUCCGAGGAGAGCUGGGAGGACGCCGGACUCCCGCCGCUCCCGCCCAAGGACACCCCGAUCAUCUUCUACUGCCGCUCGGGCGCCCGUUCUGGAAUGGCCGCCAACUAUGCCGAGCAGGCCGGCUGGACAAACACCAUCAACUACGAGGGCUCGUGGCUCGACUGGUCGCCCACCGGAUGAGUCUCUUCCUUCAGCUUGGCCUUUGCCUCAAUGGGACGGCAUCUAUCAAUCCAACCGCACAUGCAGCGCGUUUCAUCAUUGUAAACACAACG
Molecule: messenger RNA, 504 nt
Organism: Thecamonas trahens ATCC 50062
Lineage: Eukaryota; Apusomonadida; Apusomonadidae
Product: rhodanese domain-containing protein
Exons: 1
Coding region: 8-412 (134 amino acids)
Cellular component (GO): mitochondrion
Molecular function (GO): thiosulfate-cyanide sulfurtransferase activity
Source: RefSeq, a predicted model, not a curated record